CUUCUCUCUGUCUUUUUUUUUUUUUUUUUAACUGAGGUCCGAAAAACCCUGAAACACUUGUAACUUUCAGCUGGUUUCCAAAUACCUGAAGCCAAACUAGGUUUUACUUUUUUAUUUCGGCAAAAACCUGAGCACCUUAACUUGAUUGACAUACAUCAGGUGUAGCGUCAGCUAACGCUAGCUAUAUUAAAAAUAAAUGGUGACCAUAGCGUGUUGCACCAGGUAGUUAACCUUUUCUGAAAUUUCACAGCAAUAAAAAACUAAUUCAGUAAACGCACGGCUCAUAAUAUGCAGUGCAAGCCGGGCAACCAGAUCCUUGAAGUAUCAGUUUGAGCAGAAAUCUGAGACAUGGACAGCAGCAGAAAGAAGUUGUCGUUUAAGUGGCUUCGGACCACGAUCACCUCACCGUCAUAUCCUCAGGAGAGAGAUCAUGGCUCAACCAGACCCUCUCGCUGGAAUACAUCACCAAGUGAAGAUUCAAAUACUCUGCCUCUCGGUGACUCUCCGGGACCUGACGGCCUGGGGGCGCUGAGUCUGGACACUCCCAAGAGAAAAGCUGAGGCACUCGGUGAAAGCACGCCCUCUGUCGGCAAACUUAAGCUGAGGAAGCUUUCAAGAACAAAUAUGGAAAAAUUCAAAACUUCAGAGGAGAAACCUACAGACAACUCAUCAAUGCAGCUAGAAUCCACAGAGAGCCAGGAAAUGUCACCAUUUCCACCCCAUUCUUUCAUCAUGAAAAAGAAACAAAGGACACCCGAGGAGGGGUCAAAGGCUAUCUGCAGGAUGGCAUUGAUUGCAGCCUUUGGAAACACAAGACCAAGAGACAGCACUACAAAUAUCCCCAGGACCUGCACUAACAGCCAGUCUUUGCCAUUUGUGUCUUCACCAGGGAAGACUGAAGCUCCCAGUCCAGAGUUGAAUAUUCAGUGUUCCUCCAAUAAAUCUGAGGACAACCUCACUUUCCAGGAAGAACAGUGGUCCCCUCUUCAGGACAUUGAUGCCCAAGAUGACGGCUCAGAGCUGAACACAGACGGAAGGAGAGUCCUGCUAAAAGGAGAAGAUUCACCCAAAACGUUUAUUGCUCAGGACUCUGUGUUAGUAGGAACAGCCUCUCAAGACGAGUUGUUUGCUACAGAAGAUGAACCAGAAGCUGAGUGCUGUGACCUGUCCGUCCCAGACCUGGAGUAUAUCCCAGAUUCUUCAUCUUGUUUCACGACUCAUCAAAAAGACUCUCCUGACGGCCGACAGUGGAGAAGUCAGAGAGCUACAACUCCCUCUUUCACCUUUUCCUCCCCCAAUGAAAGCAAUGGGGCCUUUAAGGAAGCAGCAGCCUUGAAGGACACGGAGAUGCCUUUCUCGCUGUCACAGAGGACAGUUUUUGUCUCACUCAAGCAGCCCCACCCAACAAGCACGACCCCAUGGAGCGCAUCCAGAGCAGAGACUAAGAGUUUCCGCUCCCCCAACAUUAUGGCCUGUUUAUCGGAUCCCUUUGCCCUGCCACUGCACUCAAAAAGAGGAGUAUUAAACCAUCAUCUAUACUCCACAACCACACGCAGAAACUCAUAUGCUGGCUCCUCCAUGCGUCAGUCCCCCUCCUCCUUUACUCAUGGUGGCAGUCCUUUAAGAAGGUUAUCCGCGGGGGCAGAACCUAUCUGGACCAGUUACCCCAACCUGGACAAUCAGGUUGGUUUUAUAGACACACACUGCCAUAUCGACAUGCUCUAUGGAAAGCUCGGUUUUUGCGGGACAUUCAACAGCUUUCGAAGGCACUACCAGAGCAGCUUUCCCCCACACUUCAGAGGCUGUAUUACCAACUUCUGCAACCCCGGGAUCAUGGUGAAGGACGCCCUGUGGGAAGGUCUGCUGGCUGAAGACAUGGUUUGGGGGGCGUUUGGCUGCCACCCGCACUUCGCCAGGGACUACUCAAGUGUUCGUGAACGCGACAUACUGAUGGCCAUGCGGCAUCCGAAAGCUGUGGCGUUUGGUGAGAUGGGCCUGGAUUACUCCCACAAAAACUCCACCAACACCUCCAAGCAAAAAGAGGUGUUUGAGCGUCAGCUGCGUUUGGCUGUGGCCAUGCAGAAGCCUCUGGUGAUCCACUGCAGGGACGCAGAUGAUGACCUGCUGACAAUCAUGAAGAAGUGUGUCCCAAGGGAACACAAAAUUCACAGGCACUGUUUCACAAACGGUUAUCCAGUGAUUGAGCCCUUCCUGACAGAGUUCCCCAACCUGUAUGUGGGUUUCACAGCUCUAAUCACCUACAACAGAGCCGCAGAGGCCCGAAAUGCUGUCCGCCAGAUCCCACUGAACCGCAUUGUGAUAGAGACAGACGCGCCUUAUUUCCUGCCAAGACAGGUUAGUAGAGAAGUCUGCCAGUUCUCACACCCUGGAAUGGGCAUCCAUACGGUGCAGGAGCUGAGCCUACUGAAGGGAGAAGACAUGGCCACAGUCCUCUCGACCCUCCGAACCAACACCACGCAUCUCUACGGCGUGUGAGCUUCAGAGGCGGUGGAUAAGAAAACCAGUUUCAGGAGCUGGUUUGUGACACAAAUGUUUUCUGUGCCUUUUUGUUUAAGAUUGAUCAAUUCUCCAGGGAAAGAUGUGGGAAUAUAGAGGCGCAGUCUCAUGUUAAACAACCUGAAAGACUCUAGAUCCAAAUAGAAGAGGAAAAAACAAUGACUGGAAUUAAAAUAUCUCGUGUUUGAUAGGGAUUCUUUGAAUUACUGUUUAUCUGAUUUAUAUUUUGAUGUUGUUGUUCAUCAUAGAAAUUAAUUCCUGAACAUGUUUGGUUUUAGGUUUGCUGUUGUUUUGCAGUGUUUGAAUCCAUUAAUUGUUGUUUGGAUGUUGGUAGUGUGUGGUUGCUGUGUGGUUUGUUUGGUUUGAUACACUAAAGACAUAUUAAAAGCCUUUGAUCCUGCU
Centropristis striata (black sea bass) is the source of this 2919-nucleotide messenger RNA. It is a transcript of the gene tatdn2, whose product is annotated as TatD DNase domain containing 2. The record is from RefSeq and is a predicted model, not a curated record. NCBI's taxonomy places the organism in Eukaryota, Metazoa, Chordata, Actinopteri, Perciformes, Serranidae. Gene Ontology annotation, molecular function: hydrolase activity, acting on ester bonds. The transcript is spliced from 7 exons. The coding region runs from base 349 to 2496 and encodes 715 amino acids.